CCUCUCCUUCCACUACGCCAAACAUCAGCCCAACUGCCCAUCAUGGACGCGGCAAAGGAAGCUGUUGAAAAGGCCACCGAGGGCGUCAAGAACCUCGCGGUUCAAGGCGAGAACAAGAAGGCCGGCAAGAAGGACAAGAAGGCCGAUAAGAAGGCAAAGGGCGGCGCCGACGAGUCCUCUGGCCCCCUCAUGAUGUCCCCCGAACCCGAUUUUCUCCAGCGCCGCCUGGCCCUGUUCGACAAGAUCAAGAAGCGCCAGGACGAGGAGCUCUCCAAGAAGCCCCGCGAGCCCAUCACCAUCACUAUGCCCGACGGCGGCAUCAAGGCCGGAACCUCAUACGAGACCACCCCUGGCGAUAUCGCCAAGGGUAUCAGCAACUCCUUGUACAAGCGCACCAUUGUUGCCAGGCUAGACGGCGACAAGGAGCAACUGUGGGACCUGGAACGGCCUCUCGAGCGAAGCUGCAAGCUUGAGCUUCUGGAUUUCGAAGACGAGCAAGGCAAGAUGGUAUUCUGGCACUCCUCUGCCCACAUUCUGGGAGAGGCCUGCGAGAGACGCUUCGGCUGCAGCCUCUGCAUUGGUCCCCCGAUUGAGCGUGGCUUCUACUACGAGAUGGCACUCCCCGACGGUGGUGCCGUUGUCGAAGGCGACUGGAAGCCUAUCGAGACCAUUGUCUCUCAGGUUGUCAAGGAGAAGCAAAAGUUCGAGCGCCUGACCAUGACCAAGGAAGAGCUGCUCGAGAUGUUCAACUACAACAAGUACAAGCAGCACAUCAUCAACGACAAGAUCCCCGAUGGUACUUCCACCACUGUCUACCGCAACGGUCCUCUGAUCGAUCUUUGCAGAGGUCCUCACGUGCCAGACACUGGUAGAAUCGAGGCUUUCGCUGUUGAGAAGAACUCUGCUUCAUAUUUCCUUGGCGAUGCUGCCAACGACUCGCUGCAGCGAAUCUACGGUAUCUCAUUCCCCGAUAAGAAGAAGAUGGCUGAGCACAAGAAGUUCAUGGAGGAGGCCGCCAAGCGUGACCACCGAAAGAUUGGCAGGGAUCAAGAAUUGUUCUUCUUCAACGACAUGUCCCCCGGAUCCGCCAUGUGGCUGCCGCAUGGUACCAGGAUCUACAACACCCUCUUGGAAUACCUUCGUAAGCAAUAUUGGAAGCGAGGCUACGAGGAGGUCAUCACCCCAAACAUGUACAACUCCGAGCUGUGGAAGGUUUCGGGUCACUGGGACUACUACAAGGACGAUAUGUUCGUAAUCGAUUUGGAGGACAACGUCAAGUUCGGUCUGAAGCCCAUGAACUGUCCCGGUCACUGUCUUCUGUUUGGCCAUCGCGAGAGAUCGCAUCGUGAACUCCCAUGGCGGGUUGCAGACUUCGGUGUUCUCCACAGAAAUGAAGCAUCAGGUGCUUUGAGUGGGCUGACCAGAGUCAGAAGAUUCCAGCAAGAUGACGCUCAUAUCUUCUGCCGAGAGGACCAAAUCAAAGACGAGAUGAGCGACCUCUUCGACUUCUUGCACGAAAUGUAUGGUCUCCUGGGCAUGACCUUCAAGCUCAAGCUUUCUACUCGUCCGGAGAAGUUCAUGGGUGAGAUCGAGACCUGGGACAGGGCCGAGGCGCAGCUCCGUGAGUCUCUCGAUGGCUUCACCGCUGCUGGAGGUGGUGCUUGGUCUUUGAACGCUGGUGACGGUGCUUUCUACGGACCCAAGAUUGAUAUCACCAUUGUCGACUGCCUGGGUCGUGACUGGCAGUGUGCCACUAUCCAGCUCGACUUCGUGCAGCCUGUCAACUUCAAUCUUGAAUACAUGACCAAGGAUGGUGUGCAGAAGAAGGAUGAGACCGAGAAGGCGCCAGCAGGACCCAAGGUCAAGGUCAAGAACCCGCAGGCUGUCAUUGACUCCGCCAAGGCCGCCGCUGAAGGUGGCGUUGCCCCGGCUGCCGCUGGUGCCAAGAAGGAAAAGCCCUUUGAGCGAGUGGUCAAGGCUGUUUCUCCUGGAUGCGCUCGCCCCGUCAUGAUCCACCGUGCCAUGGCUGGAAGUAUCGAGCGUUUCACUGCUAUUCUUUGCGAGCACUUUGCUGGCAAGUGGCCCUUCUGGCUUUCGCCUCGGCAAAUCUUGAUUGUGCCAGUGGGUGUGGGCUAUUACGAUUACGCUCAGGAGGUUCAAAAGAUCUUCCACAAGGCUGGUGUUUACAUUGAUGUCGAUCUAAGUGGUAACACUUUGCAGAAGAAGAUCCGUACUGGUCAACUGGCCCAGUAUAACUUCAUCUUUGUCGUUGGUGACGAAGAAAUGAAGGGCAGACAGGUCAACGUACGAUGGAGAGACGACACCUCGGCUCAGGACCGCGGCAAGCCGAUUGCUUUAGACGAAGCGGUCGAGAAGCUCACCAAGCUCAAGGCCGACUGCGGUCAAUAUAACCCGUUCCCUGAGAUCGUGAAGCCAGCGGCCAAGGAAGCCCCUAAGGAUGCCCCUAAGGAGGCCGAUGCUUAGAUAGCUUAGAGUCCUUCUAGAUCUGGUCGACUUUUGCAUUACAAUAUAGUAGCAUUAGCGUCGAAGUGCCGUGACUUGCGAGAUAGCGGAGACAGGUAGACAAAAUCAGAGGUGUUUCAAAAUUUGUUCGAUCACGACGCACUCUUUUGCAAUUAUGAAGCCUUAUCUGCCUAAGGGGGCUAAAAUUGCCUUAAGCGGCUUUUCUCUCUCUCUCUUCAAAUAUACAUUGCUA
This is a messenger RNA of Truncatella angustata, 2716 nucleotides long. Its product is annotated as threonyl-tRNA synthetase. The transcript has 5 exons. Lineage: Eukaryota; Fungi; Ascomycota; Sordariomycetes; Amphisphaeriales; Sporocadaceae. Gene Ontology annotation, cellular component: cytoplasm. Gene Ontology annotation, molecular function: ATP binding; threonine-tRNA ligase activity. The coding region runs from base 43 to 2484 and encodes 813 amino acids. The record is from RefSeq and is a predicted model, not a curated record. Gene Ontology annotation, biological process: threonyl-tRNA aminoacylation.